UAAGUAUGUGUCCUGCUCUGUGGUUCUACCCGCCCUGUGCCAUCUCCAGCAUGAGAUGAAGAUAUCAGAUGAUGAUCCGGCAUACAUUGUACGCUUCAAGACUGCCUUCACCAGGGAUCUCGGUGAGCGGAGGGAGAAAUUAAACCUGGAAUGGCUGAAGGUGGCGACUGCUCUAGACCCACGGUUUAAGGACCUCAAGUGCUUGGCCAGAGCAGACAGGGAGGCAGUGUGGGCAAAGCUACGCGAGUUGGUGAAGGGAGAAGAACCUGCAGUGCAGCCACACGUGGAGGAGAACCCUGCGCCACCCAAAAAGAAACCAGCCCUGCUAGUGAUGGGAUCAGACUCCGAUUCAGAGGAAGAAACACCAGAAGACAACACUGUGGAGAGGUACAAGGUAGAGCCCAGUGCCAGUCUUGAUCAGUGUCCUCUGAGGUGGUGGUCGGAGCACACCGCUGUCUAUGGUAAGAUGGCCCAAAUUGCCCGUAAAUACUUGGGGACUCCUGCCUCAACAGUCCCAUGCGAGAGACUUUUUUCUUUAGCAGGCCAUAUUGUGCAGAAGAGGAGAUCUAGUUUGUCUCCAGACAAUGUGAACAAGUUGGUGUGCCUAAGUGACUGGUGGAAAAAGGAAAAGUAGCACUUUGACUGAUUAUCACAAAGCUACUAAUGAAAACAGUUAAUUAUGCCAUCUUACUGAAUGUAGGCAUACAGUUCAAAUGUAAUGUUCAAGUGAGAAAAAACUGGUGAAAAGGCCUUGUUGUAAAUGUAGGCUUUCAUUUCAAAUCUUAUGUUUAGUGAAUAAACAGGUUAUCAACCCUUCUUUACAUACAGUAUGUAGGCUUGGCCAACACGUAAAAAAUCAUGCCUAUCUGAAUAUGCAGGGUAGCGUGCCCUCUAAUUGUAUGUAGGCUUACU
Messenger RNA from Engraulis encrasicolus (European anchovy), 912 nucleotides. RefSeq lists its product as uncharacterized. Gene Ontology annotation, cellular component: nucleus. Gene Ontology annotation, molecular function: protein dimerization activity. The coding region runs from base 56 to 634 and encodes 192 amino acids. The record is from RefSeq and is a predicted model, not a curated record. The transcript is spliced from 2 exons. Lineage: Eukaryota; Metazoa; Chordata; Actinopteri; Clupeiformes; Engraulidae. Gene Ontology annotation, biological process: regulation of transcription by RNA polymerase II.